This is a messenger RNA of Ceutorhynchus assimilis (cabbage seed weevil), 2309 nucleotides long. The record is from the annotation of a GenBank genome assembly. NCBI's taxonomy places the organism in Eukaryota, Metazoa, Arthropoda, Insecta, Coleoptera, Curculionidae.
GUAUCCUGGCUAGAGUACUAGUCAGUGUUAAAAGUUUUAGUCAGUUUUUGGUUCAGACCGACAAAAGAGUAACGCCAGUGCUGAUCUCUUCGUGUCCGUGGAACAGUAUUCGCUCAAUAACCUCCGUCGCGAAUGGACGUAAGACAGUACCACCGUGUAUCAUUUCACUUUUACCUUCGUUCUAGUACCGCGCAGUGACCGUGAACCGCGAGGAAAGAAAACGGUGCCAAAAAUCUUUAUUUUCGAACAAGGUUAAAAUUUUAAAGUGAGAUGUUUACAAAAUGGACGAAUGUUGGAGUGAUUAUAGCUGUCCUAAUUAGUGGUGUGGUGUCUUUAGAAAAUGGGUUAGCACGAACGCCUCCUAUGGGUUGGUUGGCGUGGGAGCGAUUCAGAUGUAAUACGGAUUGCAAAAAUGACCCUGACAACUGCAUAAGUGAAAAUCUCUUCAGAACAAUGGCGGACCUCUUGGUGAACGAAGGUUACGCUAAUGUGGGUUACGAAUACGUUAACGUCGACGACUGCUGGUUGGAGAAAGAAAGAAACCAGUACGGCGAAUUAGUACCUGAUAAAACCAGAUUCCCCAGAGGAAUGAAAGCCUUAGCCGAUUACAUUCAUGCCAAAGAUCUCAAAUUCGGUAUCUACGAGGACUACGGAAACUACACCUGCGCAGGAUAUCCAGGUGUGAUAGGAUCCCUACAGCAGGAUGCUGACACUUUCGCUUCCUGGGACGUAGAUUACGUAAAACUUGAUGGAUGCUAUGCUCAUCCGAGCGAGAUGGAUCGGGGAUAUCCAGAAUUUGGAUAUUACUUGAACCGAACUGGGAGACAGAUGCUUUAUAGUUGUAGCUGGCCAGUAUACCAAAUUUAUGCAGGCAUGUCUCCAAACUUUACCUCAAUAAUUCAACAUUGCAACCUAUGGAGGAACUUUGACGAUAUCCAGGAUUCAUGGGCAAGUGUUGAAAGUAUUAUUGAUUAUUAUGGAAAUAAUCAAGAUGUGAUAGUACCAAAUGCUGGACCGGGACACUGGAACGAUCCAGAUAUGUUAAUUAUUGGAAAUUUCGGCCUUAGCUAUGAACAAAGCAAGACCCAAAUGGCAAUAUGGGCUAUAUUAGCCGCACCCCUACUGAUGUCCGUCGAUCUGCGAACAAUCAGACCAGAGUACAAAGCUAUAUUACAAAAUAAGAAAAUAAUCGCUGUAGAUCAGGAUCCAUUGGGUAUCCAGGGAAGGCGGAUAUACAAGCAUAAGGGUAUAGAAAUUUGGUCGAGACCAAUUACCCCAUUAUACCAAAACUACUUCUCCUAUGCGAUAGCAUUUGUAAAUAGACGGACUGAUGGUACGCCAUCGGAUGUAGCUGUGACGUUGAAGGAAUUGGGACUUACGUCUCCUACAGGAUACAGAGUUGAAGACUUGUAUGAAGAUGUGGAUUAUGGUGUAUUGUCAUCACAGACGAAAAUUAAAGUAAAAGUAAACCCAUCAGGUGUCGUAAUUUUAAGAGCAGACGUACAAGCAGAUUAUGAAAGACGAGUGUCAUACUACACAACACAAAGAACUGCCUACAACCCCCUCAACCAAGUUUUUAGAAUAAGAAAUAACGGAUUUUAAAUUAACUUUGAUUAAAUAAAUUAUUUUUUUGUCCAAUAUAGGACCAUUUGUAUAUUUUUUCUCCAAACUAAAAAUAAAACAUCUCUAAAUUAAAAAAAAAAAAAAAAACAAAUAUUUGAACAAAAGAAUGUAUUAUUAGAUAAAUAUGUAGAUACAAAGUUAAAACUUUUAUCUCUAUUAUAACAACUCUAUCAAUUGAAUGUUAAUACAUUUUUGAAGAAAAUUACAUACUUCAAAUACAAUUAUAUCACCCUUGAUGAUGUUGCAGUGGUGUAUUAUGAAUUUUGCUUUCCUAAAAAUAGAUUUUUCAAGUAAAGCUUUGUAUCUUACAAGAUUUAGGGAAAAACUGUCAAACUUCCAACCUAUUUUCCCAUUAAUCAAAACAAAUUUAUUAUCUCUAAAUCACUCAAAAAAAAAAUACAAUUCAUUAUCAUAUCCUAAUAUCUACAACAUAUUCCACUGGGUGGUGAUGUAAUGAUUGCCAUUUUCAAUUUGUCUAGCAAUUUCUUCGUGAAUACUGUGAUUCAGCCACAUCAUGUUCAGUUUUUCGUAUCUUUCGUAGUUCAAUUUUAAUGGAUUUCCUCUGCGAAGACCCUGGUCGGUUUCACCAUGUUCGUCUAGAUAGGGUGGCGACAUGAAGCAACCCCUGUGAGGGGAGGCAAGAAGGAGCAACUCACAAUCACGGAUUCUUAAGAAUACUCCAACAC